CUGACAGGUAGAUCACCUGCUCAUUGAAGCUGCAUCAGUUCAAACAUACUCGACGCAAACUGAAACUAAAGUAUCGAUAUCGCAGCACUGGUAUCAUUCGAUAUCAAUACCCACGCUGGGAUCGAUCCACCCACCUCUAGUACAUUCCUGAACACUCUUGGACAGAUACGCGCUGUGCAGCAUGCAAAACGCUGUUGCCCUGCCAUAACAAUGAGUGGACCAAAGAAAAGAAAAGUCGACGUGGAUUUCCACAUUGUCGACAACAACGAGGAACACCACACCGAUGAAGUCUCACAGGAGCGUCUGGUUGUGAGGCGUGGCCAAAACUUCAAAAUGACUCUGACUCUGAUGCAAUCUUUUGACCCAGAACAUCAACAGCUCGUCCUCACUGCAAAGACUGGAGGCCAACAUGCCUCAGAGGACAAGGGGACAUUGUCUCGCUUUGGCUAUCCAGACAACAUCAGGCGUUCAUCAUCAGCUAAGGCAAUGUGGAAGGUCGAGCUUCUGACAGGCUUCAGUCUUCCAAGCAAGACAGUCACUCUGUCCAUAACUCCCCCAGCCGAUGCCCCUGUGGGGGAGUACGAACUGUUUGGGAAACUUCAGGAUGAGGAAAAGUCACUGGGAAAACUGGUGGUGCUCUUCAACCCCUGGUGCUCCGAGGACUCUGUGCAUCUGUCUGAUGACCCGAAGAGACAGGAGUACAUUCUGAAUGAACAUGGCAUCAUCUUCAAAGGAAGCGACUACUACAUCUUCUCUGAAGACUGGGACUAUGGGCAGUUUGAGGAGAACAUGGUGGACAUUUGUUUGAAGAUUUUGGACCGCAACCACAAACAUGACAAGAACCCAGCUGAAGAUGUCGCUUCUCGCUCUGACCCCAUCUACGUCAGCCGUGUGAUCAGCGCCAUGAUCAACUCUCAGGAUGAUUCCGGUGUCUUGGAGGGACGCUGGUCAGGUCCAUAUAUGGGUGGGAAAAGACCCACUCACUGGACUGGCAGCUAUGCAAUCCUUAACAAGUGGCUUCAAAGUGACUGCACACCAGUCAAGUAUGGACAGUGCUGGGUGUUCGCUGGAGUCAUGUGCUCAGUGAUGCGUCUGCUGGGCAUCCCCUGCCGCGUGGUCACCAACUUCAAUUCAGCUCAUGAUGUCGACCUGAAUCUGAUCAUCGACACUUACACAGAUGAUGACGGAGUCAAUGAGGAGUAUACCCAGGACAGUAUUUGGAACUUCCAUGUCUGGACGGAGGGGUGGAUGAAGCGACCAGACCUGGGAAGCGACGGGGAAUAUGACGGCUGGCAAGUUGUGGAUCCAACACCACAGGAGUUGAGCGAUGGUGUGUUCUGCUGCGGCCCAGCUUCAGUCAAAGGCAUCUUAACUGGGCAUACUGAGUUUAAAUACGAUACUCCAUUUGUCUUUGCUGAGGUCAAUGCUGACUGCAUUAGCUGGAUGAUCACAGAGAGCGGUGAAAAGGUUCAAAUGGAGUCUGAUACCAAGAUGGUCGGGAAGAACAUCUCCACCAAGGCUGUUGGUGCCAAGGAAAGGGAGGACAUCACCAACACCUACAAGCCCGAAGAAGGGUCAGAAAAAGAGAGGGAGCGCUUUGAAUAUGCCACCACCAGAGACGAUUCCAAACUUGAUGACGAAACAGAUGAAGAAGAAGAAGAAAAAGAAGAAGAAGAAGAAGAAGAAGAAGAAGAAGAGGAAGUAAUAGAUACGGAAGCUGGAAGUGCAGAAACCGAUGGGGGAGCUGAAAGUGAAGGGAUGGAGGAGGAAACAACCCCACAACCUCCAUCACCAGUGACUAUUCGAUUCAAAGAGGUGUCCAGGCUGAUCAACGGUAAGGAUGUGAACCUGAAGCUGGUGCUGAACGGUAAGAGCAGCGAUGCCAGGUCACUGUCCAUCCACGUCUCCGUCCAGGCCAUGAACCACAACGGCAGAUCAACUGGAAAAAUCCUGUCUGAGCACAAAGAGGAGACGCUGCCGCCCCAAAAAGAUCUGUCCGUCCCCAUCCUGGUUCCGUUCUCGACCUACCAUAAACCCAUGGUGGAGAGCGAGAGCAUGAAGAUUUCAGUCGUGAUCACAGACAAAAAGAACGGAGAACACAAAUACCUGGCUACGCAUGAUGUUGUGCUGCUGAACCCUCAACUCUCCGUCACUGCUCCUGCUCAGGCCAGCCUGAAUACAUUGACCAGUGGAGAAGUGGUUUUUACAAACCCCAUCAAUGAAACUCUGACAAACUGCACUCUGACACUCUCCGGAUGCGGCCUUUUCAAAGAGGAGGUUGAAAAGAAGAUUGAAGAUCUGAAGCCGAACGACACGAUGUCUAUCAAGUUCGACUUUACUCCCUACAAGAAAGGAGAGAAAACUCUCACUGCUGACUUUGACUGUGACUCCUUCAGGGACAUCAAGGCUAUCUGCACUGUCAACGUCAUCGAAUAAAUUCUUGAAUCGCAAUUAUGUGCUCAGAAAUUAAAUGCUAGAUGCAAUUAUUUCAGUUUCGCCACAGUUAUUUACAUGCAAUGAUAUUUUUGUUGGCUUUUGAGACCCACUGUUGCGAGAUAUAAGAUAAAAUGUGGGUCUUUUCAGAAUUGGAGGACAUUUGGGCUUCAAAAUUUAAAAAAAUAAACCUUCUGUUUUACAAUUUUCUGCAACAUAUUCAUCAACAAUAGGUAAUAAACCAUCAAAGACUUGACUGGCUCAGCUUACGUAUCAAUGGUACCAUUUUUUUCAGUGUUUUGUUGUUUGCUAACCCUACUCUAAUCACAGUAGCAGUGUUGCUAAUCCAUACUCAUGUUAGCUUUUUCUCAGGUGUAGAAGCUGGAUGUUUAGCUAGCUUUUACUGCUGAGCAAGAGGACAAACUGACUGAUGGAAAAAAUAUAAAGAAAAAAGUAAAAAGAACUUCUCUUAUCCUGAUAAUGAAGUCGAGUGAGACAUUCAAUCAAGGCUGACAAUGUUAUGAAAAUAUGAAAAAUAGAAGAGAGGACAUAGCUUUGCUCUACCCAUUCUUUUGGAAAAAUGUUUGAUCAUGUUAAUUCCAGCGUAUCAUGCGAUUCACUGUUUUGUUCUUCUUCUACCAGCUGAAAAGGUUAUGCUAACAGAUAUUUCACUCACUCUCAAUAAAAGUCAUGGUGCUUUCA
This is a messenger RNA of Acanthochromis polyacanthus (spiny chromis), 3135 nucleotides long. Its product is annotated as protein-glutamine gamma-glutamyltransferase E-like. Bases 211 to 2436 code for a protein of 741 amino acids. The record is from RefSeq and is a predicted model, not a curated record. Gene Ontology annotation, molecular function: protein-glutamine gamma-glutamyltransferase activity. The transcript is spliced from 16 exons. Gene Ontology annotation, biological process: peptide cross-linking. NCBI's taxonomy places the organism in Eukaryota, Metazoa, Chordata, Actinopteri, Pomacentridae.